AUGAAUGCUCGUAAAUUUUUUCAAAGUUAUCAAACGCUUCUUAACAAGCGCCCAUAUUUAGUUCAAGCUAUCCAAACGGGAACUUUAAUGGGUGCUGGUGAUUUCAUAUCUCAAACUGUAAUAGAAAAGAAAUCUGUUAAAUAUGUUGAUUAUAAAAGAACCCUCAGAUUUUCUUCAAUUGGAUUUUUUGUAGGUGGUCCAGCUUUGAGAGCCUGGUAUGGAUUUUUAAAUAAAUAUGUAGGCUCAAAGGCUUCUGUGGGUAUAAUGCAAGGCAAAUCUUUAGAAAAUAUAGAAAAUGAUAUUAAAUACAAUUAUUUAGAAGUAUUAAAAACAAACUAUUACAUUUGGCCAGUGGUACAAAUAAUAAAUUUUUAUUAUGUUCCAUUACAAUAUCAAGUUUUAAUUGUUCAAACAGUAGCUCUAUUCUGGAAUACCUAUUUGUCAUGGAAAACAAAUAGAAAUGGUUUGAUACAGUAA
Molecule: messenger RNA, 477 nt
Organism: Parnassius apollo (apollo)
Lineage: Eukaryota; Metazoa; Arthropoda; Insecta; Lepidoptera; Papilionidae
Source: the annotation of a GenBank genome assembly